AAAUUUAAUUUUACUUUUAUAUUAACCAAUUUACCCUAGUGUACUCUAUUAGAUCUAUUUCGGCUCAUCAACGGCCCAGUUAUGUCGCAAAAAUAUGUCAUUUUAUUUUGGACAUGAUAAGUCGCGACAAAACAAAAGGGGUCGUGCGAUCUGACUCAAAAAGCUCAAUGUUUAUGUUUUUAAAUUUGAGUUUGUUUAUAUAAUUGCAUGAAAUGACAUAUAGACAUCCAAAUCGAUUAUUGAACAUUAUUUAUUGAUCUAUAAAACAUAUAUAUAUAUCCAUAUAAUAUAGAAUAAUAAAGAUGAAUUCACAGGUACUUCCUAAGAAGAGAGGUCUUGGGGAUUCUUCUUCCAGAAUACCUUCUGAAUAUAAUGGUUCACCCGCUGUAAAUACCCCAAAUCCAUCAAGGAUCAUUUCCAAUAGAAUCAUAUCAAAUAGAACCACUCCUGGAAAUCAAAACAAUAGAAUCAUAUCAAAUCAUAGAGUAUUAUCAAGUUCAAGACAUGUGAGUCGAUCGCUUAAUGCAGCCGAUGAUUCCUUUAAUGAAGAAAGUGCCAUUCAUUUCAAUGAAAACAAACAUACAAUCUUAUCUAAUUUUGAAGAAUGGAUCAAAAUGUCAACUGAUAAUAAAAUCACUAGUAAAAAUUCAUGGCAAUUUGCUUUAAUUGAUUAUUUCCAUGAUAUGAAUGUUAUAAAAGAUGGUGAAAACAUUAAUUUCCAAAGAGCGUCUGCAACUUUAGAUGGUUGUGUAAAGAUUUAUCUGAGUAGAGUUGAAUCAGCUGCUACUGAAACUGGUAAAUUAUUAAGUGGGUUAGCAAAGAAAAAGGAAUUAGAAGAUAUAGAAGAAAAUGAUGAAGAUGAAGAAAAUGAAGGUAAUGGUGAUCAAAAUAAGAAUGGUGAAAAUGGUGAAAAAGGUGAUGAUGAAAAUGAAUUUGAUGAAUACGGUAGAAAGAAAAGAAAAUAUAAUAGAAUAGUUGAAACAACUUUAGUUGAUUUUGAAACACUUCGGAUAAAGAAAUUAGAUCAAGAAUUAGCUAUUGAUCCUUUGUUUAAAAAAGCUUUGGCCGAAUUUGAUGAAGGUGGGGCUAAGAGUUUAUUAUUAAAUACCUUGAAUAUCGAUGCAUCAGGAAGAGUUGUCUUUGAUGCUACUUCUAAAUCAAUAAAUGAUUCUGAGCCUGUUGAUGAAAUAGAUGAUGAUGAUGAUGACGAAGAAGAUAAAGACAACGUUUCAAGUCAAGUUAAUAAAGAAAAAGAAAUUAAAUUAAAUACAGAAGAUACUGAUAUACUGAGUCUUAAACGUUUCAUAUUUAAAGGUGAUGAAGCCAAUUUUGAUGACUUAACUAUCUGCCCUUCACUUAAUGAGUUUCAUUCUGCUAUUGAAGAUAUGUCUAAAGCCAAAUCUAUUUUAAGUGAUUUUAAUACCAAAAUAACUGCAGCUGUGGAGGAAGCAGUUGACGAAAUAGAUUAUGGUGACAAUGAUGGAAAUUAUGAUGAUUUUGGUGGAUAUGAUGACGGUGAUGUUGAAAAUGGUGGAAUAAAUGAUGAAAGUGGAAACAACAUAACUGAUGAUCCAUUAAAUAAUAUAAAUCAUAGUAUAAUGCAAAGACUUUUUAAUGAAUCAGAAGUACAAUUACAACCUGCUAUUACAGCUGCAGCUAGUACUGAUUUAUUAGAUAAAGAUCUUAUGGCAUAUUUUGAUGAAAGAAUGAAAUCAAAUUGGCGUGGACCAGAGCAUUGGAAAGUUGCUGCUUUAAAGAAUUCUUCAAAAGUUGUGUCGGACGAAAAUGGUGGUGAAAAUAAAGCUGAACAAGCCAUAACAGGUGGUCAAAGAAAGAAACCAACUCAGGUAGUUGUUGAUUUUUUUGGUGAAGAUGAAGAUGAAGAUGCUUUAUUUGCAGCACCAAAGUUUUUAUUAACCAUACUUAAGAAGAAGGAAACAGUUAUAUCGGAAACAAUUUUACCAGAUGAUAUUAAAUAUAAUUCUGCAAGAUUGACUAAUCUUUUCACUAAACCACAAAUUUCAAUUGUUUAUUUCCCCAAGAAAUCUUCAAAUAGUGAAAGACCCGAAUUUACAGAUGAAAAUUAUUUUGCAAAUCAAUAUGAUAAGAAAGAAGAGGAAGAACAAGAACAAGAACGUUUGGCUCAAUCUUUCCAUCAAGCUGAAUAUGAUGAUUUCAAUAAUGAUUUUGAUAAUGGAGAUGAUUAUGGUGCUAUUGACUUCAAUGAUGCCUUAGAAGGUGAUCAUAUUGAUAAUAAUGAAUCUGAUGAUAAGGACAAUGUUGCUACUGAGCAAAUUAUGGGUAGAAGACGUCCAGAGUAUGUUAACUUUUCAAGAGUUGCGAAAAGAGUUGAUGUUAAGGCAUUAAAAGACAAUAUAUGGAAGUCUAUAAAGAAAGAAGAAACUACACCCGUAAUAAAAGAUGAUCAAGAAGAAGAAGAAGAAAAAGAGAAGGAACCUCCAUCGAAGAAUUUCGGAGAAUUGGUUAAUUCCGUGGCUACCAUGUAUGGUACAGAACAAAGAAAGGAUUUAUCAACAAGUUUUUAUUUCAUUUGUCUUUUACAUUUAGCAAAUGAACAUGGAUUAACCAUCAAGUCAAAUGAAACUUAUGACGACUUAAAAGUCGUUGGCUUUUAAUAGGAUAAUUAUUUAUACACAUAGCAUAGAAAAGACUUAUUAAAUAAAA
Messenger RNA from Scheffersomyces coipomensis, 2685 nucleotides. RefSeq names its product condensin subunit (gene BRN1). Lineage: Eukaryota; Fungi; Ascomycota; Pichiomycetes; Serinales; Debaryomycetaceae. Bases 303 to 2636 code for a protein of 777 amino acids. The record is from RefSeq and is a predicted model, not a curated record. Gene Ontology annotation, cellular component: condensin complex. Gene Ontology annotation, molecular function: chromatin binding. Gene Ontology annotation, biological process: mitotic chromosome condensation. The transcript has a single exon.